AUGGCCAAGUCGCGAAGACACGCUGCAGACCGCCUCCUGGGCCGCGCCGCCGGGACCGACCUCCCAGACCUCACUGAGGAGGAGGUCUUAUGGCCCAUCGGCGACUCCUCCAGGUGGCGCCGGGCCGAUCCCGACCGCGCCAGCUGUGACGGGGAGGUCGACCGGUGCGCUCGUCCCGCCGUCGCAUCCUCGGCACCGGUAGAGGUGCCGGUCUGGCCCAGUUUCCUCCGCGAUCGUCCCUCCGGUCGGGCGGAGAUCGAGGAGGAGGAACCGACGAAGGGUGAUUGGAUGCCGCCGCACGAGUACCUGGCGAGGUCCAAAGGGCGGAGCGUUGCGAUGUCGGUGAUGGAAGGCGCCGGCCGGACACUGAAGGGCCGGGACAUGAGCCGAGUUCGGGACGCGGUCUGGAGUUGGACCGGAUUCAACGGUUGA
This is a messenger RNA of Zingiber officinale, 432 nucleotides long. RefSeq lists its product as uncharacterized. The transcript has a single exon. Bases 1 to 432 code for a protein of 143 amino acids. Lineage: Eukaryota; Viridiplantae; Streptophyta; Magnoliopsida; Zingiberales; Zingiberaceae. The record is from RefSeq and is a predicted model, not a curated record.